Molecule: messenger RNA, 4355 nt
Organism: Macaca mulatta (Rhesus monkey)
Lineage: Eukaryota; Metazoa; Chordata; Mammalia; Primates; Cercopithecidae
Source: RefSeq, a predicted model, not a curated record
CCGGCAUCUCAUUAAGGCAGUGUGUUCCUCUCGCCCUGUCAAUAAUCUCCGCUCCCAGACUACUCCGUUCCUCCGGAUUUCGAUCCCCCUUUUUCUAUCUGUCAAUCAGCGCCGCCUUUGAACUGAAAAGCUCUCAGUCUAACUUCAACUCACUCAAAUCCGAGCGGCACGAGCACCUCCUGUAUCUUCGGCUUCCCCCCCCUUUGCUCUUUAUAUCUGACUUCUUGUUGUUGUUUUUUUUUUUUUACCCCCCUUUUUUAUUUAUUAUUUUUUGCACAUUGAUCGGAUCCUUGGGAACGAGAGAAAAAAGAAACCCAAACUCACGCGUGCAGAAGAUCUCCCCCCCCUUCCCCUCCCCUCCUCCCUCUUUUCCCCUCCCCAGGAGAAAAAGACCCCCAAGCAGAAAAAAAGUUCACCUUGGACUCGUCUUUUUCUUGCAAUAUUUUUUUUGGGGGGCAAAACUUUUUGGGGGUGAUUUUUUUUUUUUGGCUUUUCUUCCUCCUUCAUUUUUCUUCCAAAAUUGCUGCUGGUGGGUGAAAAAAAAUGCCGCAGCUGAACGGCGGUGGAGGGGAUGACCUAGGCGCCAACGACGAACUGAUUUCCUUCAAAGACGAGGGCGAACAGGAGGAGAAGAGCUCCGAAAACUCCUCGGCAGAGAGGGAUUUAGCUGAUGUCAAAUCGUCUCUAGUCAAUGAAUCAGAAACGAAUCAAAACAGCUCCUCCGAUUCCGAGGCGGAAAGACGGCCUCCGCCUCGCUCCGAAAGUUUCCGAGAUAAAUCCCGGGAAAGUUUGGAAGAAGCGGCCAAGAGGCAAGAUGGAGGGCUCUUUAAGGGGCCACCGUAUCCCGGCUACCCCUUCAUCAUGAUCCCCGACCUGACGAGCCCCUACCUCCCCAACGGAUCGCUCUCGCCCACCGCCCGAACCCUCCAUUUUCAGUCCGGCAGCACACAUUACUCUGCGUACAAAACGAUUGAACACCAGAUUGCAGUUCAGUAUCUCCAGAUGAAAUGGCCACUGCUUGAUGUCCAGGCAGGGAGCCUGCAGAGUAGACAAGCUCUCAAGGAUGCUCGGUCCCCAUCGCCGGCACACAUUGUCCAGAGCCCCCUCCCUUGCUGCACUCAGGGACAUGACUGUCAGCACUUCUACCCCCCCUCAGACUUCACUGUCAGCACUCAAGUCUUCAGGGACAUGAAAAGGAGCCACUCCUUACAAAAAGUUGGGGAGCCCUGGUGUAUUGAGUCGAACAAAGUGCCAGUGGUGCAGCACCCUCACCAUGUCCACCCCCUCACGCCUCUUAUCACCUACAGCAAUGAACACUUCACGCCGGGAAACCCACCUCCACACUUACCAGCCGACGUAGACCCCAAAACAGGAAUCCCACGGCCUCCGCACCCUCCAGAUAUAUCCCCGUAUUACCCGCUAUCGCCUGGCACCGUAGGACAAAUCCCCCAUCCGCUAGGAUGGUUAGUACCACAGCAAGGUCAACCAGUGUACCCAAUCACGACAGGAGGAUUCAGACACCCCUACCCCACAGCUCUGACUGUCAAUGCUUCCAUGUCCAGCUUUCUGUCUUCUAGGUUCCCUCCCCAUAUGGUCCCACCACAUCAUACGCUACACACGACGGGCAUUCCGCAUCCGGCCAUAGUCACACCAACAGUCAAACAGGAAUCGUCCCAGAGUGACGUCGGCUCACUCCAUAGCUCAAAGCAUCAGGACUCCAAAAAGGAAGAAGAAAAGAAGAAGCCCCACAUAAAGAAACCUCUUAAUGCAUUCAUGUUGUAUAUGAAGGAAAUGAGAGCAAAGGUCGUAGCUGAGUGCACGUUGAAAGAAAGCGCGGCCAUCAACCAGAUCCUUGGGCGGAGGUGGCACGCACUGUCCAGAGAAGAGCAAGCGAAAUACUAUGAGCUGGCCCGGAAGGAGCGACAGCUUCAUAUGCAGCUGUACCCCGGCUGGUCCGCGCGGGAUAACUAUGGAAAGAAGAAGAAGAGGAAAAGGGACAAGCAGCCGGGAGAGACCAAUGAACACAGCGAAUGUUUCCUAAAUCCUUGCCUUUCACUUCCUCCGAUUACAGACCUGAGCGCUCCUAAGAAAUGCCGAGCGCGCUUUGGCCUUGAUCAACAGAAUAACUGGUGCGGCCCUUGCAGAUGCAAAUACUCCAAAGAAGUGUCGGGCACUGUUCGGGCUUGACCGACAGACUUUAUGGUGCAAACCGUGCAGGAGAAAAAAAAAGUGCGUUCGCUACAUACAAGGUGAAGGCAGCUGCCUCAGCCCACCCUCUUCAGAUGGAAGCUUACUAGAUUCGCCUCCCCCCUCCCCCAACCUGCUAGGCUCCCCUCCCCGAGACGCCAAGUCACAGACUGAGCAGACCCAGCCUCUGUCGCUGUCCCUGAAGCCCGACCCCCUGGCCCACCUGUCCAUGAUGCCUCCGCCGCCCGCCCUCCUGCUCGCCGAGGCCACCCACAAGGCCUCCGCCCUCUGUCCCAACGGGGCCCUGGACCUGCCCCCAACCGCUUUGCAGCCUGCCGCCCCCUCCUCAUCAGUUGCACAGCCGUCGACUUCUUCCUUACAUUCCCACAGCUCCCUGGCCGGGACCCAGCCCCAGCCGCUGUCGCUCGUCACCAAGUCUUUAGAAUAGCUUUAGCGUCGUGAACCCCAGUCGCUUUGUUUAUGGUUUUGUUUCACUUUUCUUUAUUUGGCCCCCCUCCCCCCCACCUUGAAAGGUUUUGUUUUGUACUCUCUUAAUUUUGUGCCACGUGGCUACAUUAGUUGAUGUUUAUCGAGUUCAUUGGUCAAUAUUUGACCCAUUCUUAUUUCAAUUUCUCCUUUUAAAUAUGUAGAUGAGAGAAGAACCUCAUGAUUCUACCAAAAUUUUUAUCAACAGCUGUUUAAAGUCUUUGUAGCGUUUAAAAAAUAUAUAUAUAUACAUAACUGUUAUGUAGUUCGGAUAGCUUAGUUUUAAAAGACUGAUUAAAAAACAAAAAGAAAAAAAAAGAAGCAAUUUUGAAGCAGCCCUCCAGAAGGAGUUGGUUCUGUAUUAUUUGUAUUAAAUACGAGCUUGCGAACCAAUCAUUUUACAUCUGGUUUUUAAACCGUAAGGGCACCACGAAUGCAGUGCCAUUACUUUUUUGUUUUUUUUUCUGUGUGAACUUUUAUUGUGAUGUUACUUGUUAUUGUUUAAAUGUACAGAAACAAAGGGUAAAAAUGUGUUAAUAUACCUUGUUCCAUGGUGGUGUUCUUUUGGGGGGAGGGGAUGCUACUCAACACUUAAUAGAAUCACAAUGCUGUUGGGCCAGUAGUAUUUAUUGCUUUAGAGAUUGCUUGUCGUACCUGUAUGUCGUCCCUUUUAAAAUAUGUUUUCCUUUUUCUUGAAACUGUAUAAAGUUUUUUUUCCCCCUUAGCAUAAGCAUCUUAUAUAUAACAACUCAUUUGUACAAGGUUUUUAAGUUUAUAUAUAAAAUGUGUAUAUAUAUUUUUGUUUCCCUUUUUGACUUUUUUUUUUUUUUUUUUUUUGCUGUAUGAAACCCAGUUGUCACCAAAUGGACAUUAAUAGUUGCAUUAAGGAUCAGUAGCAUUAACAAAAGUUGCUUUAAAAGCCAUUAUGUAAAACAAGACUUGAAAAUGAGUGAGGGAAUUUUAGCGACACUGUCUGAGCAGCAGUGGGAACCAUCUUUUUCCCCUUUGAACUCCCAGUGGGAUGCCCUACCCUGCGCCCUUAGGGCCUGGACUGACCGUGUGCAGAACUUUACGUGCCAAAAUUCUCAGUGAAUUUAGCUUUCUCCCUCUUUUUGAUGCUGUAAUUUUUGUUCAUCAUGUUUUGCUGUGAUGUUACAUAGGUAGAUUUGUAUGUAGUUUUAAUGUCACCUAUAACAAAAUGUGUUUGGUAGCAGAUUGUCCAGAAAGCAUUUUAAAUGAAGAGGUAUAAACCCUUAAGGGCCAAAAUUCUGUAUAUUAGAUUACUCUUACACGAAAAACCGGCUGCCGCUUUUAUGUACACAUAUUACAUACGAGUAGGCAGCAGACUUUAAAACUAAAAAAAAUCUAGGCAUGUUGAUGUUGCAGACUGCUGUAUAAAGCUGAAACCUGUUCAUUCAGUGCCAUUGUAGUUGACAUGAAGCGAUUGUAAACCUGUCUCCGAUUUUUCUCUGGUUUAUUAAAAUGCUAACUAUAACAUUUUUUGUGAAUACUUUGAAUGUUUCCUAACAGUUGUGAUGUUACUGUUCCGUUUUAUGCUCUUAUUCCAAGUUCAUUUUUAAUGGUUUGGAAGCCAUUUUUGUAAUGAAUAAAUGUUCAUGCUGUACAGUAUCUGUAGCAUGCCGUUCUGGAUUAAUAAAAGCAACUUAGUCUGUGCAGAUAAA